UGGAAUUGAGCGCUCAGUUGAUUUGGACGUGUUAACGCACGGCAACUGCAGUUUUUAUUUUUUGUUUGAAUUCCAGUUUCAGAAUUCAGCCGCUCUUGAACGGCGUACAGCGUGUGAGGCAAAGAGCAAAAGAACAACAAACAAAAGUUCUUUCCAUUGUUGUUCUUGUUGUUGAUGUAGAGAAUUUUUGGCUAUGAAAAUGAUUGGCAGCGAUUACGUACUGGAAGCUCACAACAUAUUCCACACCACCGAGGUGGACGGUGGUGGCUGCUUCAAUGGAGCCGGCAAUUCAGCGCUGGUUCUGAAAGGCGUCAAUCUCACUGUGCACAGCGGCGAAGUGAUGGCUAUUUUGGGUUCCAAAGGUAGCGGCAAACGCGCUUUGUUGGAUGUGAUUGCUCGGCGAGCUGAUGGCGCCACACGUGGUCAGGUGCUGCUCAAUGGUUCGCCUUUGAGCAAGGCUCUCUUUCAGCAGCGUUGUGGCUAUGUGUCGCAAUCCUGCACCUUUGUGCCUGGUUUGACUGUGGCUCAAACACUGCACUACACGCCCACCAUUCUGGGUGGUUACUUAAAGAGCUCCAAGGUGCGUCAGGUGCUGGCGGAUUUGGCGCUCUCCCAAGUGGCCCACAAGCGUGUGGAGUACUUAAACAUCAGUGAGGCGCGACGCUUGGCAAUUGGCAUACAACUGGUCAGAGAUCCGGUCAUGUUGCUGCUGGAUGAGCCUACUCAAGGCUUGGAUCCCUUGAGCGCUUAUUUGCUCAUAUCCAUACUUUCAAAUACGGCUAAGAAGACGGGCUGUGGCAUUCUCCUGUCGCUGGAGAAACCGCGCUCGGAUGUCUUUCCAUUUCUAGAUCGAGCUCUGUUUCUUUGCCUGGGUGGUGUUGUUUAUUCAGGUGGCACUCGCGCCAUGUUGGAGUAUUUCCAUGCCAUUGGCUUUCCCUGUCCACAGCUGGAGAACCCUUUGAUGUAUUAUUUAUGUCUAUCCACUGUGGAUCGUCGCAGUCGCGAUCGUUUCCUGGAAUCGAGUCAACAGAUUGAGGCACUCGUAGAACGUUUUUCCAGGGAGACACCAAUUUCGGAUGCUCCACUGAACAAUAUGGGAUCCGGCAAGGUUCCUCUGGCCUAUGGCAAGCCAGGAGAGCUUAAAGUCUGGUUCAUGCUCUAUUUAAAACUCCUGGCUUCCACUUUUUCCUGUGGGGUUGUGGGCAUGAAGACGCUCUUCCUUCGCUUAUUGCUGCUUCCCAUCGCCAUGAGCAUUAUGUGGGCCUUCUACACAAAUGUGGGCGGUGAUCCCAGCGGUUUGUUUACCAGAAAUGGCAUGAUCUUGAACAUUUUGGGACUGUCUUAUGGCUGCGGCAUUUUAAGCACAAUAUCACUAUUUCCCAUUUGGCGUAAGAAGUUCUCACAGGAUACACCGGAGGGUCUCUAUUCAGGCACCACACUCCUCAUUGCCUACAACUCCGUAUCUAUUCCCUUCUCGGCGGUGUCUGCAGCCCUGGCCAGCUGUGUCAUCUAUCCUUUACUCUUGGAUACCAAGUUUAUUAAAGGCACAAUUUUUGCUUACCUCUUCGUGGCGCUUUGGUCGAGUUUUGUGCUAGCGGAGCAGCUGUCCAUCGCCUUCCUCCUGGUGGUUAAGGUGCCCUUCAAUGCCGCCAUUGCCGUGACCUAUGUGCUCGUCAUUAGCAUCGCCUUGGCCAGCGGCACAGUGCGUUCCUACAAGGGUUUGCAGCCCUGGUUGCAGGACAAUACAAGAGGGACACACACACGUUACGCCUCCUCUUUGUUGCACAGCAUUGCGUUCCAAUCACACAAAUUAAACUGCACGGCGACCGCCUCCGUCAUUUGCCCCAAGCCAGAGGACUUUAUGCACGAGCGCCUAGGAUUGUCUGAUCCAGAUGAAACUAUCGAUGUAGCUGCGUCUUGUGCCUUUGCUGUGGGCUUGGCGGCAUUUAAUAUGCUGCUCUAUUUGUUCCCCAUGCCGCGUUGCGUGCGUCAGAAAUUUAAAGACUGAGAAGCGGCUGCACAAAUUCAAUUAACUUUAAUAUUAAGAUUAAUUUAAAUAAUUUUCCACUUAUAAUAAAAAUAUCAAUUAAAUA
Messenger RNA from Drosophila innubila, 2093 nucleotides. RefSeq names its product ATP-binding cassette sub-family G member 5. The coding region runs from base 194 to 2008 and encodes 604 amino acids. The transcript is spliced from 12 exons. The record is from RefSeq and is a predicted model, not a curated record. Gene Ontology annotation, molecular function: ATP binding; ATP hydrolysis activity. Gene Ontology annotation, cellular component: plasma membrane. Lineage: Eukaryota; Metazoa; Arthropoda; Insecta; Diptera; Drosophilidae.